GUAUCAAACGUACUACCGGCUACCGCGAGCUCUCCCUGUUGCGCGCGCGCGUCGCGCGUCUGUAUGCGUCGUCGCCCGAGCGAGAUCUCAGCUCCACCCGGCCGGCCGGCCCGAUCGCGAUCGAGAGCUGGUUGUUCAUUUGUACUCGUAGCUAGCCAUGGGCGGCGGCGGCGGCGGCGGCGGCGGCGGCGGCGUCCGCACGGCGGCGAGGGAGUGGGCGCCGUGCGCGGCCAUGGUGGCGGCGCAGUGCAUCUACGCGGCCAUGACGCUCUUCGCCAAGGCGAUGUUCGGCCGGGGCGUGAGCCCGGUGAUCUUCGUCGUCUACAGGCAGGCCAUCGGCACCCUCGUCCUCGUCCCCAUCACCGUCGUGUCCAACAGCAGGUCGGAGACGAAGGACACGAGGAGCCUUGGGACGACAGGCUUCUUCGUGGUGUUUCUGACGGCUUUGGUCGGGGCGACGGUAAACCAGAACCUGACCUACCAAGGGCUGCAUCUGGGCUCGUCAUCCAUGGCGUCGGCCAUGACCAAUCUGAUACCCGCCAUUACCUUCCUGAUGGCAGCGUCUGCAGGACAGGAAAGAGUUAAUAUCAGACAACGUGGCACCGUCGCCAAGAUAUCCGGAACCAUCGUCUGCGUGGGAGGCGCCAUGGCCAUGGCGUUCUUCAAAGGCCCGAAGCUACUGAACUACACGCUCAGCGACCUGAACAUGCUGCUCCACUCACCGACCAUCAGCAAGUGGGUGCUGGGCGCGCUCUGCCUCGUCGUCAGCAGCUCAUGCUGGUCACUCUGGCUCAUUCUGCAGGUGCCAAUCUGCAAAUCGUACGUGGAUCCUCUGUCUCUGUCGGCGUGGACCUGCUUCUUGUCGACGCUGCAGUGCGCAACGCUCGCCGUCUUCUUGGUCCCGGACGUGAACGCCUGGAAGAUCCACUCGCUCUUCGAGCUCUCGGGCUACGUCUUCGCCGGCGCGUUUGGGUCAGGCGUGACGUUCUACCUUCAGUCGUGGUGCAUCUCGGUGAGGGGCCCUCUCUACUCGGCCAUGUUCACCCCCGUCUGCACGGUGGUCGCCACCGUCGUCGCCGGCGUCGUUCUCCGAGAGGAGCUGCACGUCGGAAGCUGUUUUGAUCAGCUUGCUAGGCGCCGCUGCUGUGAUCGCCGGCCUGUACGUCGUCCUGUGGGGCAAAGCGGACGACAUGAAGCGGCGCAGCGAGCCGAAGACGGCGGCGGCGGCGACGCCAUGCUCGGAUCCACGGAGCGACAUCGAGCGCACCGCCGCUGAACCUCUCCUGGCAGAUGAUGACUCGAGCUAGCGGCUCUGAUUGUUUAUAAAAAUAUUGCAUCACAGGUUGGUCUUUAUGACUUGUACAUGUUGUCUGUUCGAACAUUCAAGCAGCCAACGAUUAAGCUCCCGUUUGAAUUUUUUUUGCUACGUCGCGAACACUCAUCUCAGCAAGCGAACACGUCCGUGCAACUGAUGACACUUUUGGACGCACUCUCACGGUGAACCAUCAGUACGCUGUGAUUGUUUGCCUUUUUUUUAAAGAAA
Molecule: messenger RNA, 1543 nt
Organism: Oryza brachyantha (malo sina)
Lineage: Eukaryota; Viridiplantae; Streptophyta; Magnoliopsida; Poales; Poaceae
Product: WAT1-related protein At4g30420-like
Exons: 7
Coding region: 158-1276 (372 amino acids)
Cellular component (GO): plasma membrane
Molecular function (GO): transmembrane transporter activity
Source: RefSeq, a predicted model, not a curated record